Molecule: messenger RNA, 885 nt
Organism: Lachancea fermentati
Lineage: Eukaryota; Fungi; Ascomycota; Saccharomycetes; Saccharomycetales; Saccharomycetaceae
Source: the annotation of a GenBank genome assembly
AUGGCUAGCACAUCUCACAACCCCAAGAUCCUCCUGAGACGCGUGUUCUCUUUGAAUGAAUCAGCACCAUUCAUUUUGUGCAUAGAUGAUCUAUCGCAAGCCGGUUGGCAUAUUAUAGAAGAGUUUGCUCAAAAUGUCAGUCAGUCAACGCCCAUAGUCUAUGUUGGCUAUGAAACAGUGAAUAAACCUGCAUUUGCAACACAUUUUAUUGAGGGAACCACAUCGGUAGAAAGACUCACCAUCGGUAUUCAGUCGUAUCUACCAAGUCAACCCACGACCAAGAGGCAUUUGGUAGUGAUCGAUUCACUGAACUAUAUACCCAACGACCAAAUUUCGCAAUUCAUCAGCAACAUCGUCUCACCGUCCGUGACACUGUUGGGUAUUUACCAUAGAUCAGAAUCCGAGCAUAGACCAGCUUCACUGGAAAACUACCCUUCCUCGCUUUCGUUGCUCCAUUUUAUGGCAUCAACAGUACUAGAAUGCGCACCACUUUUUAACAAAAGUGUGGACCUCGAAGAGGUAGAGUCGGAAAUUCAGAGGUUUAGUAUUCCUCGCGGCUUGAACGCCACCGUGUCGAAGAUAAUAAUGACCAAUCGUAGAAAAUCUGGAAGAUCACUGGUAUAUGCUUUUCGGUAUAACUCUCAAGACCACUCUUACGACCAAUUAGUUGAAACAGAAGAGGAUCAAGGUGUCGAUGACUCUCAAGUGCUUGAAGGUCUGACUACAUUCAAUUUGAAGACAUCAAACAAACAAAAAUUGGCACGAGAACAGGUAGAGCUACCAUUUCUGGAGGCUCAAAGCUUUAAUACAGGAGGAGCUAUUGUAUAUGAGUUCGAAAAGGAUGACGACUAUGAUGAGGAGGAUCCCUACGAGGACCCAUUUUGA